GUCUUGGUUUUGAAUAAAUAGCUUUGGUCGUUACGUGGAAAUCGGCUAAGGAACCAGAUGUCGACUCGCGGACGCGGUCGCGGACGAGGUAGAGGUAGGACAGGCACCGUUACUCCUGUACCCACAGGGACUGAUCCAGUAGACUUUAUGGCUGCCUUGGGAAAUAUGGCUGCAGCUAUGCAGGCAACAGCUGAGGCACUAGGUAAUAAGAUAAACCAGGGUAAUCACGGGAACAAUAAUGAUGAGGAUGGUCCUAUGACACUUGCUAUAUUUCUGAAAGUUCGCCCUCCAACUUUUAGGGGAACCUCAAAUCCCACUGAUGCAGAUAAUUGGAUUCAAGCUAUGGAACGGUCGUUGCAGGCCCAACAGGUUCCUGAGAAGUAAUGGGUUGAAUUUAGAACUUAUCAACUGCAAGGUGAGGCUCAGUAUUGGUGAUAGGGGACACAAUGUAUCCUGCAGGCAGGUGACGCUGUAAUAGUCGGGAGAUUGGUU
This is a messenger RNA of Arachis ipaensis, 492 nucleotides long. NCBI's taxonomy places the organism in Eukaryota, Viridiplantae, Streptophyta, Magnoliopsida, Fabales, Fabaceae. The record is from RefSeq and is a predicted model, not a curated record.